Cydia pomonella (codling moth) is the source of this 3317-nucleotide messenger RNA. Its product is annotated as zwei Ig domain protein zig-8-like. Gene Ontology annotation, biological process: synapse organization. Bases 1086 to 1997 code for a protein of 303 amino acids. Lineage: Eukaryota; Metazoa; Arthropoda; Insecta; Lepidoptera; Tortricidae. Gene Ontology annotation, cellular component: neuron projection membrane. The record is from RefSeq and is a predicted model, not a curated record. The transcript is spliced from 8 exons.
ACGAUUUCAUAAUACAAUAAAGAGAGCCUUGUGGAGUAAACAUUUACGUAUUAUAAGUACUUUUAUUAUCCAUACAAUGUUGGACCACCUUAAUGUACCUAUAUGUAAAUAAAUAAGUACCUGUUGUACCUAAUAAUUGUAUAUCUACUAAAUCCCCACCUACCUAUAAAACUUGAUGGGUGAAUGGUUUGAAUUUGCCAAAAUCGUAAAAUAGUUUCUGUUAUUAUCCACCAUUGAAUCCGGAUUGAAUUUGCUAGAAACCGAGUUGGCAGCUUUGCAGAUGAACGAAAAUGGAAAGGACUAGUUCUCCAGGCUUAAAAAAAGUUGAGAUUAGUGGGAUCCCUCAAAAGAUGGUGAAAACUCGUUAAAAACACGCAAUAAAUAAAUAAAAAAUAUUAUUCUUCUACUAAUAUAAACCGUGUUUACGAAAAUACCUAUGUAUGUAAGCAUACAAAUAAAAAUUAAACUUUUAAUACACCGUAGAACUUACACUUAUUCGUCGCAUACUUACUCACUGCGCAAUAUUCAAAUAAAGCGCCAAACGGAUAUAUUUUUCAAGAUUUUCGGUCAUGCGCGAGCUACCCGGGUACCAAUACACGUUUCACUUGUAGGUGAUCGGGUACACACAUUCAUAAUGGCCGACUAUCAGUACUUGGAAAAUCACGGACACAGCCAAAGAAAAUCACGCACACUUCCACCCAAUCUCUGUUGUACGCCGUGUAAGUAUGGGGGUUUCACGCACACUGGCACCGCGUCAACCCUGCGAUGCUGUAUACAUUAGUCUCCUUCUGGGUACCGUAUCGCAAGGACGUGUAUUUGAUCACCAUUUUAUGACGUUCGGGAGUGUAACGAAGUGAACUCGGUAUCAUAAGAGUUAACUCGAGUGUUAAGCUUUUCACAAGUUUGUAUGGAUAGUGGACGUUACAAACUUUUUUAGUGUAUUUAUGUGGAGUGUUGAUACAGUUGUGUGAAAUUUUAAAGGAAAUGAAAUCUGCAUUCUUUGGAUAAAUUCGUAGAGAAUGCACCCAAAACGCGACAGGCACGGCAUCGAAGCGGGACACAACAAAUGGAGGAUGAGUUGAGCCAUGGGUGCUAUGUGGGGGACGUUGGAAAUGCCGGUCUGGCGCGUCAGCUACAGGCUCGAGAUUGGGCUCGUAGUCAUAGUCAUCAUGGUGCUUGGAUUCUUCAAUGAAAGUCAAGGAACAGCACACUACGGCGAGGACAGCGUGGGUUCGUUCCCGUACUUCGAGUACAACGUGCCGCGCAACGUUACAACCGUGGUUGGGCAAACUGCCUUCUUGCACUGCAGAGUGGAGCAGCUUGGAGAUAAGGCGGUAUCAUGGAUAAGAAAAAGAGACCUCCAUAUACUUACAGCUGGGAUAUUAACUUACACAUCAGACCAGAGGUUUCAAGUGAUAAGACCGGAUAAGUCCGAGAACUGGACGCUACAGAUCAAGUUCCCGCAGGAACGGGACGCGGGCAUUUAUGAAUGCCAAGUCAACACGGAGCCUAAGAUGUCACUAGCUUUUCAGCUCAAUGUUGUAGAAGCCAAGGCUCACGUGCUGGGCCCGGCCGACCUGUACGUGAAGACGGGCAGCUCGCUCAAGCUCACCUGCGUCUUGAGCCAGGGUCCACAUGACCUCGGCACCAUAUUUUGGUAUAAGGGAUCAAAACUAAUAGAGUAUAAGGAAGUAGAAGCGAAUGAAAUCAUAGAAGAACCGCGGGUCCGGUUGAAGACCGAGUGGACAGAGCAGCUGACGUCUCGGCUGACCAUCGAGAAGCUGUUACCGGGUGACAGCGGGAACUACAGCUGCGUGCCGACGAUGGCUGAGGCGGCCUCAGUUAAUGUCCAUGUCAUUAAUGGAGAACACCCAGCUGCAAUGCAACACGGGAACGCAAACACAGCAUCACCCUGUGCUCUGUCAGUAAACCUCCUCAUCUCACUGUACUGCACUCUGGCCACCCUUUACACCAACACAGUGGAGGGCUUCAGGUGAAAACUAGAACAGCUUAAACAAAUGUUUGAGCAAAUGUUUGAACAAUUUGUAAAUGUAUUAAAUUUUAUGAAUUAAAUUUUAUAUGUCAUGAUAGUUGUAAAAAAUAAUUGUGUAAAUGUAAAGUAGGAUUUCGUUGUAUAAAACUUUAUAAUAUGAAUUGGUUCAGUGGUAUCAGUUUACAAUAAUUGUUUCAUAAUAAAAUUUAACAAACUUUCCGAGGUUGAACGUAUUUUUACAUUAUUUUGAUAAUUUUAAGCAUUUAAGCAUAUAAAAGAUGUUAGAAAAGUAAUUAAUACUAAUGACAUGAGUAUCAAAUUUUUUUCACUAAAGCGUUAUAGUUUAUUUAGCAUGCAUAAAAAUUUCGUAGGUGCUCGUUAAAUCAUUUUAUGUGAAUAACGUAAGUUAUUUUGAUACCAAACACUGGUGUGUUUCUCGCAUAAUAUACCGAUAAUGUAAACUGACCAAAGAGCGAUUUACUUAGAUAGCGUUUGGAAAAAUACCGACUACGCAAUCGUAUAGUGUAGGUAAUGGUUAAUGGUUUUAAAAGGGUGUAAAGUCGUUACUAUUUUAUUUAAAACUAAUAAUUAUUGAUGUACGUAUUUUAGUUACUUACACCAAUUUAACUUUGCUUUUUGCCUCAUUUGUAUGCUCAUCUUUUUCCAAGCACACUAUUUUUAUAUAUUAUGGUAAUCAUUGUAUUACACCUGAACCGUUUUGAAUAACUAAUUUAUCAUUACACACUUCACUUUUUACUACUAAAACAAUUAGACACAGUUCUUCACCUAUCGACACUACUAGCAGAAAUAAACACGACUUAAGUACUUUAAAUCAAAUAAAUAGGGAUAUCUCACGCACGAAAGUUGACUAGCACAUUUGGAAAAUACUGUAAGAUUCGAAAAUCAGUCUAAUUACUUUGGUAUAAAGUUUUAAAUGGUUUGACAUCGUAAUGUGCAUUUAAUAGUUUUCAGCUCUUUGUUAGCAAAGUAAGGUGUUAAGGUAUGUAUGUUAAAAAGGCCUUCUUAUUAAAAUGUACAUAAACUUAAUUUACGGUUAGCUAAUUAUUUGAAUGUUUCAAGUUUUAAGCGUUAGAAGAAAAAAUAUAAUAAAAUGAAAUAUCUUAUGUCCAUGUUUCUGAAUAACGGGUUUUUACUUUAUUUUACAGCUUUGAAAAAAUAUUAUAUGUUAUACAAUUAUGUUAUAUACUCGUACCUACCUAUUAGAGUUCCAAUCGAUAUUAUAAUGUAUUUUCCAACUGCAGUAGUAGUUAUAAAAACCCUCUUCAACGCCAACUUUAAGAGUAGACUUCAUUAUGUAUUACAU